Messenger RNA from Leishmania braziliensis MHOM/BR/75/M2904, 1230 nucleotides. RefSeq lists its product as hypothetical. Lineage: Eukaryota; Euglenozoa; Kinetoplastea; Trypanosomatida; Trypanosomatidae. Bases 1 to 1230 code for a protein of 409 amino acids. Gene Ontology annotation, molecular function: ubiquitin binding. The transcript has a single exon. Gene Ontology annotation, cellular component: ESCRT I complex. The record is from RefSeq and is a predicted model, not a curated record. Gene Ontology annotation, biological process: endosome to lysosome transport.
AUGGAGCUUACACUCACUCAGGCCGCGGACAUCGCGAUUGUGUCCCAGUACUAUCCUCCAGUCUCGGCGAGCGCCAUCUCGUGCGCCAUCAGCAACUUCAUUCCCUAUGCAAGCAACUUCCCCAACUCGAAGGCGCGGCUGACGCCUGGCAAGGACAUUGUCGCGCCGCUGCAUCUCGAAUGCUUCUUAAUGAUCCGCAAGUGCCCCAAAGACCCCCAUGGCACGCCUCUUCUUGUGGUGAUCUCUUUCACGAACCAGUAUCCACAGCAGACGCCGUCUGCCGUACUUGUGCCGCCACCUGGUGGCGAGGAGAUCAAGCCCGCAUACUCGAUCAUGUCAAAAGACGGACGCAUUCAGCUGGAGUGCUUGUCGUUUCUGCGCGGGGUCGAGCGGCCGUACGCGUUGCUGGACAUCCUUCUCGCGAUUCGCGAGCAGUUUGAGCUCGACUAUCCCCUUGUAGAAGUGAACUAUAGCCCUUCUGCACCAGCGGCGAGUGAAGCAGCCAGCAUGCAGACUACCUCCUUGAACGGCGGGGAUCCGGCGCGUCAGUCGCUGGUGCAGGAGGCGGCGGAGCGUGUGGUGAUCGAUGUGAAUGAAAAAGCGAGAGGAUACCUGGACACACGUGAGCAAGCUCUUCAGUAUCUGCAAAAACUGAACGAGUCGAACCGGGAGCUGCAAAAGGCUAAAGCGAUUCUCACCGCUCACCACGACGAGCUUCAAGGGUACUUACCAAGCGUAGGGAAUGUCAGCUCACUGCUGCGGCAGCUCGACGGACGUACGGACACGGUAGAGGAGCACGCUAACUGCCUUCUUCCUGCUGAUCCGCUGCAGGCGCGUGCGCUAGAACUCCUGGCAGAGAUUCAUGCCUCCGAUGACACGCUAGCGCUGCUCGAAGAGGGACUGAAGCGGGAGUUGCUGACCUGUGACGAGUACGUCAAGAAGGUCUCCGAUGUCGGACGGGAGCAGUUCGUGUCGCGGCACCUGUACUUACGAGUCUCUGAAAGUCUAUGCAAGACGAGCCUCGGCGCGGCGGCUGUGACACCCGUUUCCACACCCCCACCCCUCCAGUCACCUCACACCCCUCCAGAGGUGCCGCAGCGAUUAGCACCGACGGAGGCCCUCCGAAUCGAAUUCCCCUCGGCUGAUGUGGAUGUGAUUCGUGACGUUUUGGCGUCCGUAAACGACGACGUCACAAUCGCCCGGCAACAGCUAAAAAUAAUGUUUCCCUGA